Gadus morhua (Atlantic cod) is the source of this 4753-nucleotide messenger RNA. RefSeq names its product phosphatidylcholine:ceramide cholinephosphotransferase 1. Gene Ontology annotation, molecular function: ceramide cholinephosphotransferase activity; sphingomyelin synthase activity; protein binding. Bases 120 to 1469 code for a protein of 449 amino acids. NCBI's taxonomy places the organism in Eukaryota, Metazoa, Chordata, Actinopteri, Gadiformes, Gadidae. Gene Ontology annotation, cellular component: plasma membrane; endoplasmic reticulum membrane; Golgi membrane. Gene Ontology annotation, biological process: ceramide biosynthetic process; sphingomyelin biosynthetic process. The record is from RefSeq and is a predicted model, not a curated record. The transcript is spliced from 6 exons.
UAUGGCUCAGGGCUCGUGUUGAGUCAGACAGUUACUCAGAUCUCCCACUAGCCCAUCAGGGAACACCAUAACAACAUAACUCAACGGUCCCAGGCAACGCAGGAGGGUGAGUCAUCAUAAUGAAGGUGUCUGAUUGGACGGGAGAGGAUGUGGUCCGUUGGCUGGGCGACCAGGGCCUGCAGGAGUACUGCGACGCCCUGCGGAGCCUCAACGGACGGGCCCUGCUGGAACUCGGCCCGUCGGACUUCGCGUCGCCGCCUCUCUCCCGGGUGACGUCGGAUGGCGGCCAGCAGCUCCUCGAGCGUGUGCAGACCCUGCGGCUGGAGCACCACAUCCGGGUGCACAAAAACGUGCACAACGGACACGCCACCUCCAACGGCGUGAAGGCCAACGGGACGCCCGGCCUCUCCGUCAAGGGGGACACGGGGGUCACCAACGGCAACGGCCCCCCGAAGCACAAGACCCAGCCGGCCCAGAGGAAUGGCGUCCGCAACGGGGCGCUCGUCGGCAACGGCUUCGCGGACGACCGCCACCACGGAGGCAACGCCUGGAUCCAGAUCCCGCUCCCCGCCGCAGGCGCCACGGACUCCUCCUCUCGCUCGCCGCUCCCCGAGGAGUGGGGGCGGACGGGCGUGGCGGUCCUGUACGCCGUGACCUGCUUCGUGCUGACCACGGUGAUGAUCUCGGUGGUGCACGAGCGCGUGCCGCCCAAGGAGGACACGCCCCCGCUGCCCGACAAGUUCUUCGAUUGGUUCGACAGGAAGGAGUGGGCGUUUAUGGUCUGCGAGGUCAUCGGAUUGCUUCUGCUGGCGCUUUGGCUCGUCAACUGGGCCCUCCACAAGCACAGGUCUAUCGUGGGCCGUCGGUUCUUCUUCAUCAUCGGGACACUUUACCUGUACAGGUGUGUCACCAUGUACAUCACCACGCUGCCCGUGCCUGGCAUGCACUUCAGGUGCGCCCCCAAGGUGAUGGGUGAUCACAUGUCCCAGGCUGGGCGGGUGUUCAAGAUGAUUGCAGGCGGGGGUCUCACCAUCACGGGCUCCCACCACAUGUGUGGCGACUACCUGUACAGCGGCCACACCGUCAUACUCACCCUCUGCUACCUCUUCAUCAAGGAGUACUCCCCCAGGCGCUUCUGGUGGUGCCACUGGCUGUGCUGGCUGCUGUGGGCUGUGGGUCUGUUCUGCAUCCUGCUGGCCCACGACCACUACUCCAUAGACGUGGUGGUGGCCUACUACGUCACCACACAGCUCUUCUGGCUCUACCACACCAUGGCCAACCAGCAGGCCCUCAAGGAGCACUCCCCGACCAACUUCGUGUCGCGGGUCUGGUGGUUCCGUAUCUUCCUGUACCUGGAGGCCAACGUCCAGAGCACCGUGCCCCGCCACUACCAGCUGCCCUCCCUGCUCAAGAGGCUGCUGCGGAGCCAGGUCCGCUACAGCCGGCUGGCGGACAGUGAGUGCCCCUGACCACCAGGGGGCGCCAGAGGGAGGCGGCCCAGGCGGGCGAUGCGGACGCUGCGGACUAUAAGGACACGUUUAACGGGGGAGAUUAGCAGCCGGUCGACCAAGCGGGCGGACAAGAAGGACGGGUAGUCUGACGACGGGCCGACAGACGGACGGGUGUUGAUAAUCGACAGCAGGGAAUCCGGACACAUUGACUACUUACGAUAGAAUGGACAGACAUGACGAUUAUGGACGUAAACUCCCCAUGGUUGAGGAAUGGAUCACAGAGAAGAUCGACGGAUUGAACCUUAACAGCGCUGGUGCCACGCCCUUUUAUCACCAUGCUCGGAUUAGAACCUCUUACCACGGAGAAAUUGGUGCCAUGUCUUUCCUACCCUUUUGUUAAAUCCCGUUGGGACCAUAGAACAUGCUUCUGGCAGUAUGGGUGCCAUGUGUUGCUCACUGGGAUUGGAACCUAUGGCCCUCUGACCUGACCCGCAGAAGCGCUAGGCGAAGAAGGAUAUCAUUUAAGACAAACUAGCACAUUUCAAUAAGGUUAACCUCCAAGAUGGACACAGGGUUCAGUUCAUCAGCCAAACUGUAUCCCUCACCGUCUACAAUCACAGAGCUGAGAAUGUUUUCUAAAAUGAGUCGACAAACGGGAAAGAAAGGGCAAUCAACACUCAAUACAAAGUGCCAUUUUCAGCCCGAGUUUGCCAUCUUUUUACUGUAGCAGUCUGUUGGUGGAAGUCCCCCAUAAUUGUGUGUCGUUUUUGUAUGCCCCCAGUUAAAGAAGCACGUGUCUCUAAACUCCCCUUCACUGUGGCCUUUUGCUUCAGGCCUCAACAUAAUUCAAACAGCAGAAGGUGUGUGAUUCCGACCUUAGAUCCAAAACCUAUAUUUGAACUAAAGUAAUGGCCGCAGUGAAAGAGUUCAGCGGUGAAGUUUUAUGCAAGUAUUUAAAAUGUUUGAUAAAUUAUUGGUGUAGCUCUACUUUACAUAAAUAUGCUAUUAUUAUGUCAUGGGAAAAGUUAGUUUCAUUUCACAGGUGGUGCUAUCAAAGUAUUUAAAACUCUUCAAGUUCAACAGCUUUGUCUUGAACCAAAUAUCUCCUUCACAAGAUGUCUAAAUAAAUACUCACUGAAGGGUGUUUUCAGAUUGGACUUUACAUUCAAAGAGCUGAUUGGCUGCUGUGAGUCAACAGUAUAGCCCACACCUGUUCAUUUCAAAGCCUUUCAGGUCCACUACGUGAACAAUCCUUUACAUGCACAAACAUGUGGCUAUUCCUCAGGCCCACCGUUGAGCUAAGCGAUACUGCAGACCAACGAUUGGACAAAAUCGAAAUGUCUAUUGAAUGUCUGCCCUGGGUUUAGACACAACCGCCACUUUAAAAAUGUCCCAGCAUCAGAGAGCACAACACUGGCGCCACAAAGGAACGCCUUCACUCCUGGCCGGUAAAGUUAAGCAUUGUAUAUGUGUGUCUUCUGUUUACACCAACCAACAAAACCUACAUAGUUGUUGUUUUUGGCCCGUGCAAAAUAAUCAGUUGUAUAUUUAAUUUUGUAAAUCUGUCUGGAUUUGAAUUGACUUUCUCCAACUGCAUUUCAAUGGCCUUCAAUUCUAUUGCAGUCAUUACAAAAGUUAUUAAGUGUAAAAGCACUGACUCCUCCUACCUUCAUGUCUAGUUGAGUGCAGACAUCUCAUUGGCCAGGUAAGUGCCACCAUCAUGUCUUAAAUUUAGUUUUGUCAAACCUCUUUUUUUUUUUGUUGAUUGUUUUUUUAAGAACUGAGUAUGAAUGGUAAGUUAUGGAGUGGUUUUCUUUGUUUAUCUGUUACAGAAUUUAUUAAAAAUGUUUUUCAGUUAAUGGUUUAUAUGAUUCAUAGUCAAGAGUGUGUGUGUGUGUGUGUGUGUGUGUGUGUGUGUGUGUGUGUGUGUGUGUGUGUGUGUGUGUGUGUGUGUGUGUGUGUGUGUGUGUGUGUGUGUGUGUGUGUGUGUGUGAAAACAACAUAUUCUCUUAUCCAUAUUUGAUAAUUGUAUAAUCUCCAUUGGCAUCAGAUGCAAAAGGCUAUUAAUUCUACCGAGCAAUUUCCACUGACAGUGUCAUUAUUUAGUGUCAUUAUUAUAUUGACAGGCAUAACUGUCAAUAAUGGAUAUGAAGAAAGGUAUUUUUUCUUCAUAGGCAUUAUCUUUUUGAGGGCUGGAUAUUUAUGCCAUCAUGACUCAAAUUAAAACAUAGAAACAUGUUAUGAUGCAAAAUCUUCAAAGCAGAUUUUUAUGUGUGCUAUUACCAUUAUGAUUUGUCCUCUUCAUAUUGAAAUCUUGAUGCUUGAAAGCAAUGACGUAGUGUCUGUAAAACUGUACCAAUUUGGCGAACAAUAAUGGUUACAAAAGAAUUCGAACUCGAAGUGUUACGAUUUAACCACAGCAAGCUAAUGACAAGUUUCGUUAGAAAUAAACUUUCUGGAGUAAAUGACCAAUGGAUAUUUUGAACCCUGUCCUAUUGCCUGCAUAUAUGAUUAGAACAUUUGGAAGCGCAAGGGACAGCCGAUGUUUGCUUAGUGAAGCUGGACAUUUUUAAUUGGGUUCUUUUUUUGAAGCAUUUCUAACCAAUAUUUUUUUGGUAUUCACUUUCGCAGCUAAUCAACCUUAUUUAAUAUGCUUUGUCACCCAAUGUUUUAAAUCAUCCAGAUGAGCCACUGUAUUCAUUACAAUUUUCAUGACAGUGUAGCAAAUGGUUAAUAAUGAGACUGAAACAUUUCCAAGCAUCAUUGCAUUCCCUUAAUGUGAGUGCCUUAUUGUUCUGAAUGUAAUCUGUGGAGGUUUGGUGGGCCUCUUCUCUGGUUGAAUACGGUAUUGGUAAAAGGACAUUAGCCAUCCAACAAUACAGUCUUCCUAACUAUGUUGAAGUAAACACGUGUUUCGUUGGUCUGACUUGCCUUUGGAUGUUGUAGGCUUUGUCCAAACCAUGAUAUACACAAAAUAAUUGUUCUCAAGAGGCAAAGAUAAGGAUGUAACGAAUAUGAAGUAUAUUUGUUUGCGUGUUUCUGUGUGUGUAUGUGUGACCAUGUCCACAAUCCAAAACUGGCUACAAAGACUAAUACAUUUGUACACCUCGUACUGCCCAGCAUUCAAUCAAAACCACUUCAUCAACGCAGUUUCAUUUUAUUUUCAAACUAUAAUCAACCGAGUACUGGAAUUCAAUUUAUUUAACUGUAUUUUGUUCUCAAUGACAUAGCUGUGAUUUUCUCAGCAUUUGAGUUGUGAAAGACUGAAUAAACCUGGUCUUAAAACCGCUGUAUACACUGUA